Molecule: messenger RNA, 5395 nt
Organism: Cheilinus undulatus (humphead wrasse)
Lineage: Eukaryota; Metazoa; Chordata; Actinopteri; Labriformes; Labridae
Product: teashirt homolog 1-like
Exons: 3
Coding region: 871-4440 (1189 amino acids)
Biological process (GO): regulation of transcription by RNA polymerase II
Cellular component (GO): nucleus
Molecular function (GO): DNA-binding transcription factor activity, RNA polymerase II-specific; DNA binding
Source: RefSeq, a predicted model, not a curated record
ACUCGAUGCGUCUGUCUAUCAGUUGAGACUGUCUGAAACAGCUUCUGGAUCCACCGCGUUUCCAUUUUUUCUUUUUUUGGGAGACCUCGGAUCAGUCCCUGGAGUUUUUCCUCCCUCUUUUCGGCUUUUUAAGAGACAAAUAUUUGAGUCCAUGUCGUCCUGAUCUGUUGUUGGCGAAGCUUGGAUGCGCCUGCGUCUUGUUUGUUUCCCCUCUCUCUCAAGUGAUAUCCUCUCCACCGCAUCAACCACCCCUCCAAAAAAAAAAAAAAAAAAAAAAAAAAACCGACUCCGUCCAAGAUGCGAUGAGAUGAGCGGUGGAAAUUAUUUCCACGAGUCUUAAAACGUCCCUGGCAAACGAAGAGAAGGAAACACGAGGAUACAUUACUUAUCAGAGCUGUGCGCUGCGCUCACACGGGACUUAUUUGUUUGCUCACCGCUUGACUUUAUUUAUUUUUUAGUUUUGGUGUGCGUAAAAGGCGCAGCAAAGUCUCGUCCCCCUCCGAACAGCACUGGAGAUAAGAAAGAUUUUCACAAGGGGGAGUGAACUUUAAACUUGGGUGCUUUCUUUGCUGCUAUUUCUAUUUUUUGUUUUGUUUGUACCUUGCCAUGAGAGACAUGAAGGAAGAUGAUCUUUGAUGGACACGAAGGUGUCAGGAGCUGGCCGAAUCCCUUCCUAGUUUUCCAGCUUAUUGUCGAAGCCGAUUCAGCCAUUAAGUCCAAAAAAGAGCAGCAAGCUUGAAAAGAAGACAUUUUCAGCUCCGAGACUGAAACCUCCUUGCCCCCGAAAAACGGGAUGAUUUUUCAAAACUGAUAGACUUUGAUUUGUUCCUAAUUCCUGCAUGAGAAGCACCGUGGAAAGUGACGGUCACUAUGCCGAGGAGAAAGCAGCAAGAGCCGCGGCGAUCAGCAGCGUACAUGCCCGAAGACGAGCUUAAGGUAGCCGGACAAGAAGAGGAAGAGCACCUGCAGGAUGAUGGUCUCUCAUUAGACGGACAGGACAAUGAGUUCCUGUGCAACGAGGAGGAGGAGGAUGCAGAUGGAGGCCAGCCACCGAGUUACAGAGACUCUCCGCUCAGCAACGGCACCAACCCUGAUGCAGGAUAUGGGUCUCCGCUCAGCGAUGCCAGUGACAGACUCGCGGACUUCAAGAGCACCUCUUCCAGGGACGGACAGGAGAGGGAAGGCACUGCUUUACCCUUCCGCCCCAACAACGGCCUCUCUUUCCAGGACAGCCUGGCACAGAUGAAAGCCGUCUAUGCAAACCUCAUCUCAGAUGCCUCUUGGUCCAGUAUCACAAUGGACAUCAUGAAAGCUAAGCCUGCAGCAGCUGGCAGCGUCAACAGUGCCCACCCGACUCCUGAGCCAACCACUACUGCUUCUGUCUCCACAACUACAACCACAAACAAGAGCAGUGUGGUAAACAUGGCUAGCAGUCACCACAAUGGCAGAAGCUCUGGCACCGCUGUCAACCACACAGGCAACACAAGUGGCAAAACUAAUGGCACAGCAGCCUGCUCUGUUAGCAGCAACAGCGCCACCAGCAGCAGUGGGAGCAGCAGUGGUGUGGCUAGUAACGGUAGCGGCGUAGCUUAUGACUGGCACCAGGCAGCUCUGGCUAAAACUCUUCAGCAGACUCCCUACCAUCUUUUACCAGAGCCUAGCCUCUUCAGCACAGUGCAGCUCUACCGGCAGAACAACAAGCUGUACGGCUCUGUUUUCACUGGUGCAAGCAAGUUUCGCUGCAAAGACUGCAGCGCUGCUUAUGACACUCUUGUGGGUUUGACUGUCCACAUGAAUGAGACGGGACACUACCGAGAUGACAACAAGGACAACGAGGAGGAGCAGGGGAAGCGCUGGUCCAAACCUCGCAAGCGCUCCCUGAUGGAAAUGGAGGGAAAAGAGGACGCCCAGAAGGUCCUAAAGUGCAUGUACUGUGGCCACUCAUUUGAAUCUCUUCAAGAUCUCAGCGUCCAUAUGAUCAAGACCAAGCAUUACCAGAAAGUGCCUCUCAAAGAACCGGUGCCAGCCUUGGCCACAAAACUGGUGCCCACUUCAGCUAAAAAGCGAGCUAUCCAAGAUGCUAUAGUCUCUCCGUGCUCCCCAGACUCUAUCCAUGCUGGUAGUGGUGGUGGUGUUGGUGGUGUGUCUCUUGGGGAUGUUGGCAAAGACUCAAAAUCAGCAGCUAACCCCUAUGUUACACCAAACAACCGCUAUGGUUACCAGAACGGCGCCAGCUACACAUGGCAGUUCGAAGCCCGGAAAGCCCAGAUUCUCAAAUGCAUGGAGUGUGGAAGCUCUCAUGAUACACUGCAACAGCUUACUGCCCACAUGAUGGUCACAGGUCACUUUUUGAAGGUCACAAAUUCUGCAUCCAAAAAGGGCAAACAGCUUGUUUUCGACCCUGUUGUGGAGGAGAAGAUUCAGUCCAUCCCUCUUCCACCCACCACUACCAGGCUCCCUGUUCCCAGUAGUGUUAAGUCCCAGCCUGUGUCCCCUGCCCUCUCCUCUGCCUCAGAGGAGAAGCGGGACAAUACUGAGGAUGAAAAGGUUGAAGGAAGUGAGCCACUAGAGAAAAAAAUCAAGGAGGAGAAAGAUGACUCAGGUGAGAAGUCUGAGAGUGACACUACAUCGUAUAAAUACCUUAGAGAAGAAGAUUUAGAGGAGACACCAAAAGAGGGUUUGGACAUCCUUAAGUCCCUGGAGAACACAGUAUCCAGUGCAAUUAGCAAGGCCCAGACAGGCACACCAACAUGGGGUGGCUAUCCAAGCAUUCAUGCAGCCUACCAGCUGCAGGGUGCGAUGAAAAGCUCCAGCGUUCUACCCCCAAUGGUCCAGAGUGUCCAGAUGCAGCCAAUGUUUAACAGCGGGCUCCGAGGCCUAGUGGGUGACCCAAACUCCGUCAUCCACUCACCCCGGAGUCCUUCCUCCCCUACCCCCCUCAGGAGCAAUGUCACUGCCAUGGAGGAGCUUGUGGAGAAAGUGACAGGUAAACCUGCCACUGUGAAGAAGGAAAAGGAGGAGAAGAUGGUGAGUCUGGAGCGAUGUCGGCCCCCGUCUUUAGUCAAAUCCCCCUCCCCUGCACUGAGAGAACAGAGGGAGCAUUUAGCAUCUCCCAAUGAUCUUUCUGUAGGGAAACCAUCCGGUAUGAGAAGUAGCAGCCCAGGCAGUGUAGAUUCAGAGCUCAUCUGCAAGAAAGAGCCCAAAGAGAGCCUAGUAGACGGACAUUCAAAGAACGGCUCCGAGGCCUGCCAGUCCCCUGUAACAAACGGCAACAGUCUUGGCAUCAUCACUGAUCACUCACCAGAAAGUCCUUUCAUCAAUCCUCUCAGCGCACUCCAGUCAAUCAUGAACACACACCUGGGUAAGGCGUCCAAACCAGUAAGCCCAGCUGCUGAUCCGCUAUCGAUGCUGUACAAGAUCAGCAACAGCAUGAUGGAUAAGCCAGCUUUCAACCCAACUCCUCAGGGCAAGCCAGCUGAGCCCAUGAACCACUAUCAGUUGUAUGAAACCAACGAUCAGCCCAUAGACCUUAGUAAAAAUAAGUCCACCACUAACACCAACAAUAACAAUAAUAACAGCGGCAGUGUGCUCAUGACCAACAAUAGUAUAAAUGGUAACAAACCCCUUAUUUCCCUCCCUGACUCAGUCUCCUCUCCCCUGAGAGAGAAUGCGCUGAUGGACAUUUCAGAUAUGGUCAAAAACCUCACUGGAAGGCUGACGCCCAAAUCUUCAACUCCCUCCUCCAUCUCAGAGAAGUCGGAUGCCGACGGCAGUGCAUUUGAGGACGCCCUAGAGGAUCUCUCCCCGGUGCAGAAGAGGAAAGGGAGGCAAUCGAACUGGAAUCCCCAGCACCUCCUCAUCCUCCAGGCUCAGUUUGCCUCCAGCCUGAGGGAGACCCCAGAAGGCCGCUACGCCAUGACUGACCUAGGUCCCCAGGAAAGGGUCCACAUAUGUAAGUUCACAGGCCUCUCCAUGACCACCAUAUCCCACUGGCUUGCUAAUGUCAAGUACCAGCUGAGACGGACUGGGGGCACCAAGUUUCUCAAAAACAUGGACUCAUGCCAGCCCGUGUUCCUUUGUGGUGACUGUGCCUCCCAGUUCAGGACUCCCUCCUCCUACAUCGGCCACCUGGAGUCUCACCUGGGCUUCAGCUUGAAGGACCUGUCCAAACUGUCAGCUGAGCACCUACGGGAGCAGCAGGCUGCCUCAAAGGUGAUCACAGACAAAAUGACAUUCGGCAGCCCCCUGUCAGCCUUGACCACGCCGGAGGAUGACACAGGCUCUGUGUACCAGUGCAGACUGUGCAAUCGGACAUUCGUCAGCAAACACGCAGUCAAACUGCACCUCAGCAAGACCCAUGGCAAAUCUCCAGAGGACCACCUGGUGUUUGUCACCGCUUUGGAGAAACUGGAGAAGAUAGACAAGAUGGAGAAAGUUUAAGCGGGGUCUCGAGCUGAGGUUAGAGACUGACAGCUGUGGAACUGAUUAGAAUUUCAUUGCACUAAAUGACAUUGUUCACAGUUACUGCACUGGGCCGAACUGAGCCGCCAGAAAAAAAAUGGUCUUAUUUUUUUUUUGUUGUGAUAACUGCCUGACUGGACCAUGUCUUUUCAUGUUGAUUUGUUUUAAGUUUUGCCAAGCUUUUUUACACUUAUUUUGUAAUAUAUUUAUAUGCUAUUUGUCUGAUCUGUGCAUGUAUUUUAGUGAAUCAAGGUUAAACACGAGAUUUUAAUCUUUUCAUGGCAAAAAUACAACUACUGGUAAAAGUGGUGAGUGGAGAGAGAAUUGAAAUGAGAGAAAAGUGUAUUAUACUUGAUAUGAAGAAGGUGAAAAUUAAAUGUAUACACCAAAAGAAUGAAAGAAUACCCUGAAAGACUGAAGUAGCACCUUAGAGAGAUGAAUUUUGAAUUUGUAAAGAGAACAUGUUUUGAAGUAUCUUUCAAUAGCAUUUGUCAAAAUCUGAUUGAUUUAAAAGAUCAAAGUUUAUCAUUUCCUCCCUCUCCUUUUUUUGGUUUCUGUCACUGCAAUGUUUUGAUGAUGAAUGGCCUGCUAAUAAAACUGUCAGCGUAUUAGAAAAAAGACCAUGUGAACAUUUCAAAAAACUGAAAUGCUGCUUCUGGUUACGAGUCAAUCAGUGAAAAUGAAUGGCCGUCAGUAUGCAAGUUUGCUCAAAGAAACUUUUCCUUGUUGUGAAGUAUCACCUUAUAGCAAUUUUCCAGUUGUAUGGUUUGUUACAACUUUCUCUUUCUAAAUUGUGUCGCUUUAUUCAACUGUAAAGAGAACAGUCCGUUACAUGUAAAUGAUUACCAGUGAAAUGUCAGUACUCCAUAAGACAUAUCUUACCAUUUGAAACGGCUCAACAUUCUUUGUAUCUUAAGGUGUGUGCAUUCUCUAA